Labrus bergylta (ballan wrasse) is the source of this 1528-nucleotide messenger RNA. The record is from RefSeq and is a predicted model, not a curated record. NCBI's taxonomy places the organism in Eukaryota, Metazoa, Chordata, Actinopteri, Labriformes, Labridae.
UCUCCUGGAAAUAUCAGGAGUUUUUCAGGAGUUUUCUGCAAGUGUGAAAACCUUAUAGUGUUUUUUGUUUUUUACUGCCUUGAUUAGUGAUCCAUCUCAGGCUUCGGUUUUUCUUUGGCUGACACCUCACAGUGGCAAUUUCCCAUCUUAGUCAUUUUGUGUUCUUAUUCUGGGAAUUUGUCACAGCACAGAGGCAGAGUCCUUGCACAUAAUACAUUGAAUAAACAUUUGUUUUUUAAGGAUUUUGCUUAUAAAAAUGUGUUGAUGGAUGGUUUCGCUGUAAGCACCACUGACACUCCUUUUUUUGUCCUUUACAGAUUGAGUUCCUGAAUUCAGUCAUCGUCGAUCUCCAGAGAAAGAACCAAGAACAGAAGGAAAAACUGGAGAAAAUGGCUGAAGCUGCUCUCAACGGCAAUAAUCCAAGUGAGCUGGACAACUACGAUAGCCAUGACAAAGAACCUGUGAAGAAGAAGCUUCCCCCGAGGCUGUUCUGCGACAUCUGCGACUGUUUCGACCUCCAUGACACCGAGGACUGUCCCACACAGACGCAGAUGCCUGACUCCCCCGAACACAGCACCUUCCACGGCACCAAGGGCGAAGAACGGCCCUACUGCGACAUCUGUGAGGUCUUCGGCCACUGGACCGACUCGUGCAACGACGACCAGACCUUCUGAAGCCCCUUUCCCCCCCCCCCCCCCCACCCUCGCUCGCACAAUCAAUAUAUUUGCACAUCGUCUUCCAUCAUGCAGUGCUUUUUGGGGGUUUUUACGUGUGUGUUUGGUGUGCUUGUUUUUGCCAAGCGUCAUUAUCGUCCACGCCAGUCCUUAAGCGCUCUUACAGGAAAACAGUCACAUUACAAUCUCUUUUCAGUCAUCCAAUACAAAUAACACACAGCUGUGAGCGCUCUGUAUGCGUUAUUGUACAAUACUUGAGAAGAGAAAUGUUUGAUAUCCUGGUUUUGUGUGAGUGAUGACUUACUGUUGGUGGGUGCACAUCGUGGGAGAAGCGGCCGUCUGUUUCAGAUCUUUUAAUUUAUCAGAACCCCGACAUUGUUUGCAUAGCUUGUUGGGGGAAUUGCAAAGAAAAUAAAGUAUCAUACAAGGUGUUUAUUUCAAACUGUAAAUGAUUGAGUGGAAAACAAAUGUCAGUUCGCGCAACAAAAAAGGUGAGCCAUAGUUUAUUUUUUUAAGCCUGGAAAUAUUAUGUACUCUUUGAAGCUUUGAUAGGAUGUGUGUCUUUUUGUGAAUGUUCAAGGGGAGAGAAACACAGGGCUAUGUGGCUUUAAGAGGAACUUUUUUUAUGGUCUCUCUAUGAAGGAAGUGCUGGAUGAUCGGGGGGGGGGGAGAAUUUGAGCACUUGACACUUCCUGUAAUCCCUCAGUUUCCAGUUAAAGGGCCUUUCCUAAAAGUUUCUUUGCGAUGAAAGACAAUUUGUGUAAGAAACGGUUGAAUACUACGGCAUUUCUUCAAAACGUUUUGAAUAUCUGUAAAGAAAUAAAGGAAUUUAUGUAUAAAUUAAAUCAAAUCUC